AUGCAACAGCAAGGAUAUCCUCCUCAAGGAUAUCCCCCUCCCCAGGGAUAUCCGCCUCAGGAUUAUAAUCAACAGCAGCAAUAUCCUCCCCAGGGAUACGGUCCACCUCCCAGUCAAGAGCAGCAGUAUGGCUACUCCCAGGCUCCACCUCCGCCUAAUAAUGGCGGCUACGGCGACGAGAAGGUCCCUUUCGAGCAAGCCUUCAAGAUCGAGCAGCCCAAGUACAACGACAUCUGGGCCGGCAUCCUGUUCGUGCUCACCAUGGCUGGCUACGUUGUCGUGUCAGGCAUUGCGAUCCAGGGCUACGCCGCUACUCGAAGCUCCAACGGCACCGGCAUCUACAACGGCAAUAGUAGCGAUAUCAGCAUCAACACCAACACUCUUCUGCUAUUUAUCUUCUGUCUCUGUGUCGCCAUUGUCUUCAGCUAUGGCUACGUCCUCCUCGCCCGAACUCUUCCCAAGCAACUCAUCUGGGCAACGGGCAUCCUGAACAUCGUCUGGGGCUUGGGAACUGCCAUCUACAUGCUUUACAGGAAAUACUAUGCCGGAGGCAUCGUGUUCCUGAUCUUUGUCGUCUUUCUUAUCUUCGCCUUCAUCUCGUGGAUCCCCCGAAUACCAUUUAGUGCGCUCAUGCUGCGUACCGCCAUCAACGUCGCCAACCACCACGGCCAUGUUUACAUGGUCAGUUUUGUUGGCGGCCUCGUGGGUGCAGCUUUCGCAGCCUGGUUCGCCGUCACUUUUACGGCCGUCUACGUCAAAUUCUCGCCCAGUAACGAUAAUCCAGCUUGCAGCACUGGAGCAAGUGGCUGCAGCUACGCCAAAGUCACUGGUCUCAUUGUAUUCAUCACGUUCUGCUCGUACUGGUUCUCUGAGUGGCUGAAAAACACGAUUCACACAACCGUCUCCGGUGUCUAUGGGUCUUGGUACUUCAACUCUCGCGCGUAUCCAACCGGAGUGACUCGUGGCGCGCUGAAGCGGUCUUUGACUUACAGCUUCGGGUCCAUCAGCCUGGGCAGUCUCAUUGUCGCCAUUGUGAAUUUCCUCAGGAUGCUGGCCCAGACGGCGCGUGAUCAGAGCGGACAGUCAGGAGACAUGAUCGCCUACAUUUUCUUCUGCGUUCUCAGCUGCCUCAUCUCUGUCCUCCAAUGGGUCAUCGAAUUUGUCAACCGAUAUGCCUUCUCCCAUAUUGCCCUCUACGGCCGUCCUUAUUUCCAAUCAGCCAAGGAUACCUGGAAGAUGAUCAAGGACCGUGGCAUUGAUGCACUCGUCAACGAAUGCCUCAUUGGGCCCGUCUUCUCGUUUGGCGCCACGUUCAUUGGUUUCGCCACUGCUCUGCUCGCAUUCUUGUACCUCGAAUUCACGAACCCGGCGUAUAACUCGAACGGCCAGUACACGGUGGUCAUUGUCGCCUUUGCGUUCCUCAUCGGCCUGCAGAUUUGCAACAUCUUCACCACCCCGCUAAGCAGCGGCAUCGACACCAUCUUCGUGGCUUCGGCCUGGGACCCCGAGGUGAUGAUCCGCGACCAUGGCGAUCUUUAUCACCAGAUGGUCCAGGUUUACCCACAUGUGCAGCAGGCUAUCCAUGCUUGA
Molecule: messenger RNA, 1590 nt
Organism: Diaporthe amygdali
Lineage: Eukaryota; Fungi; Ascomycota; Sordariomycetes; Diaporthales; Diaporthaceae
Product: choline transporter-like protein
Exons: 3
Coding region: 1-1590 (529 amino acids)
Biological process (GO): transmembrane transport
Cellular component (GO): plasma membrane
Molecular function (GO): transmembrane transporter activity
Source: RefSeq, a predicted model, not a curated record